Acanthamoeba castellanii str. Neff is the source of this 255-nucleotide messenger RNA. RefSeq lists its product as uncharacterized. The record is from RefSeq and is a predicted model, not a curated record. Bases 1 to 255 code for a protein of 84 amino acids. Lineage: Eukaryota; Discosea; Longamoebia; Acanthamoebidae. The transcript has a single exon.
AUGAGCGACUACAUGAGCAAGCCGGUCAAGAAGGACGCGCUCGUGUCGUGCCUGGCCAAGUGGUGCAACGACCCGAGCGCCCUGUGGCGCCUGAUCGCCACCUGCCCCCUCACCAGCGACGACAGCGAUUGCAGCAUCACCAGUAGCAACAGCAACAGCAACAACAACAGCGACGAAGAAGAAGAGGAGGAGGUGAAGGCCACGCUUAUCGGCGGUAGCGGCGAUGUGCCCUUCGAGUGCAGGACCACCGCUUGA